Anolis sagrei ordinatus is the source of this 3306-nucleotide messenger RNA. It is a transcript of the gene DHX36, whose product is annotated as DEAH-box helicase 36. Gene Ontology annotation, cellular component: intracellular anatomical structure; cytoplasm. NCBI's taxonomy places the organism in Eukaryota, Metazoa, Chordata, Lepidosauria, Squamata, Anolidae. The record is from RefSeq and is a predicted model, not a curated record. Gene Ontology annotation, molecular function: G-quadruplex RNA binding; ATP binding; G-quadruplex DNA binding.
GAGAGGCCUCUCGGCGUCGCUUCCGGUGCGCCGCCUCUCCACCGGCGCCGGUGGUUGCCUCUGUGUUUUCCUCCGCCGCCGUUGUCAGGAUGAGCUACGAGCAGCGGCGGGGCUGGAACCGGGGAGGCGGGCCUUCCUCCUCCGCCUCGUCGUCCUCUUCUGGCGGGGGCGGGAGAGGCGGAGGCCGGGGCCGGCCCCCUCCUCACCUGAAGGGCCGUGAGAUCGGCCUGUGGUACGCGAGGAGGCAGGGCGAGAAGAGCAAGGAGGCCGAGAGGCAGCAGAGAGCUGUGGUGCGUAUGGAUGAGCGGCGAGAAGAACAGAUUGUACAGUUGUUGAACAGUGUUCAGAAUAAAAAUGAAAAAGAGCAAGAAGCCUCGUCUUGGUGGUCUGAUGAAGAAAGGGACACAAAAGAGCCUCCUGCCAAACCAACCCCCCCUGUUGUGGAGAAACCUGUUGUGGAAAAACCUCCUGAAAGAACUAGGCGAACCUUUGAAAAAACAUUCCUAGAUCAGGAUUCAGAAUUUCUUCUACAAGAAAAUAAGCCAGAUGUUAAUUUAGAUGAGCAACUCAAAGAAGACAUGAUAAAGAAGAGGAGUAGUGCCAGAUAUAUUGAGAUGCAGAGAUUUCGAGAGAAACUGCCUUCUUAUGGGAUGAGGAAGGAGCUUGUAAACCUUAUAAACAGCAGUCAAGUUACCGUUAUAAGUGGUGAGACUGGAUGUGGAAAGACUACCCAAGUUACUCAAUUCAUUUUGGAUGACUAUAUUGAUAGAGGGAAGGGUUCUUCCUGCCGGAUUGUAUGUACUCAACCUAGGAGGAUCAGUGCUAUUUCGGUAGCAGAAAGAGUUGCAGCCGAAAGGGCUGAGGCAUGUGGUAAUGGAAGGAGCACCGGGUAUCAAAUUCGUCUUGAAAGUCGGUUACCAAGGAGACAAGGUUCAAUUUUGUACUGCACAACAGGAAUUGUCCUACAGUGGCUCCAGUCAGACAAGCAGUUGUCCAGUGUAAGUCAUGUAAUCCUUGAUGAAAUCCAUGAGAGAAACCUACAAUCAGAUGUUCUAAUGACAAUCAUUAAAGAUCUCCUAAGUAUACGGCUAGACCUGAAAGUAAUACUGAUGAGCGCUACACUGAAUGCUGAGAAGUUUUCAGAAUAUUUUGACAAUUGUCCUAUGAUCCACAUUCCUGGUUUCACCUACCCUGUCAAGGAAUACCUUUUAGAAGAUGUAAUAGAAAUGCUUAGGUACAUUCCAGAAGACACAGAUCGCAGGCCACAUUGGAAGAAGAGGUUUAUGCAAGGACGUAUAAGCAGGCCAGAAAAAGAAGAGAAAGAAGAAAUUUAUCAAGAACGAUGGCCAGAUUAUUUAAGGCAGAUUAGAGGACGGUAUUCAGAAAGUACAAUUGAUGCACUUGAGAUGAUGGAUGAUGAUAAAAUUGACCUCAAUUUGGUUGCUGCACUGAUCAAAUAUAUUGCCCUUGAGGAAGAGGAAGGUGCAAUACUGGUAUUUCUUCCUGGAUGGGACAACAUUAGCACUCUAAAUGACCUUCUUAUGUCUCAAAUUAUGUUUAAAUCAGACAGAUUCAUUAUCAUUCCUUUGCAUUCAUUGAUGCCUACUGUUAACCAGACUCAAGUCUUUAAGAGAACCCCUCCUGGAGUCCGUAAAAUUGUAAUUGCUACCAACAUUGCUGAGACCAGUAUUACAAUAGAUGACGUGGUGUAUGUUAUAGAUGGAGGGAAGAUAAAAGAAACUAAUUUUGAUACACAGAACAACAUUAGCACAAUGGCUGCCGAGUGGGUGAGCAAAGCAAAUGCCAAGCAAAGGAAAGGUAGAGCAGGAAGAGUCCAGCCAGGUCAGUGCUAUCACUUGUACAAUGGUCUUCGUGCAAGUCUGCUAGAAGAUUACCAGUUGCCAGAAAUCUUAAGGACACCUUUGGAAGAACUUUGUUUGCAAAUAAAGAUUUUAAAGCUGGGAGGUAUUGCUCACUUUCUGAGCAAGGUAAUGGACCCACCAUCAAGUGACACGGUGUUGCUGGCCAUAAAGCAUCUCAUGCAACUGAAUGCAUUGGAUCGGCAAGAAGAAUUGACUCCCCUUGGAGUCCAUUUGGCCCGGUUACCAGUAGAGCCUCACAUAGGAAAGAUGAUUCUCUUUGGAGCUUUAUUCUGUUGCUUAGAUCCGGUUCUCACUAUUGCAGCCAGCCUCAGCUUCAAGGAUCCUUUUGUUAUCCCCUUGGGUAAAGAAAAAGUAGCAGAUGCGAGAAGAAAAGAACUAUCAAAGAAUUCAAAAAGUGACCACCUCACAGUUGUGAAUGCUUUUAAGGGCUGGGAAGAAACUCGGCGACGUGGCUUCCGAUGUGAAAAGGACUUCUGCUGGGAGUAUUUUCUUUCUCCAAAUACUUUGCAGAUGCUGGCUAACAUGAAAGGGCAGUUUGCUGAGCACCUGCUUGCAGCUGGGUUUGUGAAUAGUAGAAGCCCCAAAGAUCCUAAAUCGAACAUUAACUCAGACAACGAGAAGUUACUCAAAGCUGUUAUCUGUGCUGGCUUGUAUCCAAAGGUUGCAAAAAUUCGAGCAAAUUUCAGCAAAAAGAGAAAAAUGGUUAAAGUUUCCACUAAGACAGAUGGGUCAGUUAACAUCCAUCCCAAAUCUGUGAACGUCGAGGAGACAGAGUUUCAUUACAACUGGCUUGUUUACCAUUUGAAAAUGCGGACCAGUAGUAUAUACUUGUAUGAUUGCACAGAAGUCUCGCCAUAUUGUCUUUUGUUCUUUGGGGGAGAUAUUUCUAUACAGAAAGACAAAGAUCAAGAUACAAUUGCUGUGGAUGAAUGGAUUGUCUUUCAGUCUCCAGCAAGAAUAGCUCAUCUUGUCAAGGACUUGAAAAAAGAAUUGGAUGACCUUCUACAAGAGAAGAUAGAAAACCCCCAGCCUGUGGACUGGAACAGUAAUGAAUCCAGGGACACUGCAGUGCUGACAGCCAUUAUAGACUUAAUCACAACACAGGAGAAUGAAAGUGCCAGAAACUUUGCCCCUCGCUUCCAGCAUGAACAAUACAGUUAAUACUGUUCCUUCAUGGCUGCAGAGGUGACAGCUCCACCAGAUUUUUGAUGUUGUUUUGGCUUCCUUUGGGCAUCUUGGAAUUCCAUUUUUAGUGUCAGUAGUUUCUGAUGGCUUUGUAUAUCGCAUGCAGUGUAUAAAAGUAAUUGUUUACAUAAUUGCUAUUGCUGCACAGGCCAUUGUAUUUUGGUGUACGUGUUGUACCUGGAUGCUGCUGCUUGUGGACUGUAAUCUUUCUGAGGUAAAUGCUGGAUGAAAUGGAAAA